UUUCUCUUCUCUCUCUACCUUAUCUUUACCCAUUUUCAGCCAUAACUUACUAUUCUGCACUUUAUCCCACAACAUCAUUGUCAUUCACAUCCAAUAAAUUGCUAUCUAGUAUUUUCUCCUCGCUACUAAGCUAUCAUUAAUCUACAGAAAAAAAAAUGUCUACACGUCCUACGAUUACCUGUCAAAGUCAUUGGAUCAGUCCCAAGGACUCCCAUAACCUUAAACGUCGCCAUACCCGAGGCAACAGUUCAUAUUCGCGCUCUUCUCGAACUACCUUCUCAUCUUCAUUGUCGUCCAACAUCUCAUUGUCAGACAGCACAUAUAUCCAUAGAGACCAUCACCCUUACCAGGAUGAGGAGCUUUGCUGUACCGAUUCGCUUUGCACCAAGAAUAACAUUAGAUACGGUGGAUACAAUAAUAAUAUCAAUGAUCUCGAGAAGCCAAUGCAAUCUUCGGAUGUACCGAGUUGGUUUGGGUCUCUUAGGAGCUUUGCUAUCUCUGCUAGUGCCACUUCAAGGGGGGUAUUCACAUCUCUGAACGCCUCCUUACCAUCCCACUCAUCUAAAUCCAAUCCUUCAUCAUCACCAUGCCGAGGCAAGUCGUCCUCCAUCUAUUACGCAGGCCUUCUAGACGAUGACAGCGACAGUGGCUCUAGCAACAACUAUGAUGAACCUAUCACAAGCAAAAACGGACUGAAGGAGAAUCGUGUACGUGGGCCACGGAUGAACUGGGCCAAGCUCGAUCCUUCACUAGGGAGUAUUUUUUCACAGCCAUACAAGGCUAUUCCUGAACCCGAACUUUCAUCUCCUUCCUCUCCCUCAACUGCAUCUGCGUCUUCACUUCAGUCACCGACUUUUUCGGAUGUCGAGCAUCUAGCCGUCUCAGAAGCGUGUCGCCAUGACGAUGAUGCCAGCAUCUACCACGCCGAGAUUGACAGGGUUACGAGCAAUGGUGACGACGAAUGUCCUAAAUUCUCCAGUUAUCGCCACUAUGGCCGUAUGCUUAAAGAAGAUGCUGAUCUUGGAAAUGGGCCAACCUCAAACGCGUAUGCGAAUGCUUAUCUUGGCUCGAAAUCGACUCCUACAACCUCUGCUUUUUCAUAUAUCAAAUCCUAUGUUCCAUCAUUACCAGGUUUUAAUAAUGAAACAAAACGGACAGGAGCUAGGUCACCGACAACAGUAUCAUCGUCAUUAUCCUCCUCUUCUGGAACGGGACUUUGGUCCAUUCGAAAAUUAUCCAUGACUCUAUUGAGUAAUGACCUAUACGCGCCCAUCGAUCCCUCGUCCGACGAGGCUUUCAUACCAACCGACAAUAGGAAGAUGCAUGGCCAACAACCUUGAAGGAAUGGUUAUAAGGACCAUAAGACUGCUACAACUGCUAUAACACCUACUACUUGCUGUUACGACGAAUGCACUAUCGAUCUCUCCUAUAGCUAUUUCCUCCAAGGAUCCUUGAUAUGUCUACACCAAUACACUAGGCAAUCCUAAACAUCUUCCCAUGUCCUUCUGCAGCAGGGGCAUGCGGAAGAUUAUGUGGACUGAUUGAGAAGCUAUCACCAAUAUGUAUUGUUAUUUUGCAAUUGUAAUAAAAUAAAGCGUAG
Messenger RNA from Lobosporangium transversale, 1600 nucleotides. RefSeq lists its product as hypothetical. The coding region runs from base 156 to 1340 and encodes 394 amino acids. The transcript has a single exon. The record is from RefSeq and is a predicted model, not a curated record. Lineage: Eukaryota; Fungi; Mortierellomycota; Mortierellomycetes; Mortierellales; Mortierellaceae.